GUUCCACGUCCAUAAUUAAACGAAAACAACCUACCGCCCAUGUGGAAAGUGUUGAACGGCGCUCGCAACCUGCUACUCUGAAAAUCAUACUUCAGUAUUCCGAAGAUUGGCUAUUUAAAAGCUCACUGACUCAAGAUGAGCAGCGGUGGACAGUCGUACCCUCUCGCCUCUCUGUAUGUAGGCGACCUGCAUUCAGAUGUCACGGAGGCAAUGCUCUACCAGAAGUUCUCUCCUGCUGGACCCAUCAUGUCCAUCCGCGUGUGCCGUGACAUCAUCACCCGCAGGUCUCUGGGAUAUGCAUACAUAAACUUCCAGCAACCAGCUGAUGCCGAGUGCGCCCUGGAUACAAUGAACUACGAUGUCAUCAAGGGUCGGCCUAUCAGAAUAAUGUGGUCUCAGCGUGACCCGGGACUCAGGAAGUCUGGCGUGGGAAACAUCUUCAUCAAGAAUAUGGACGAGUCUAUUGACAACAAGGCUCUGUACGAUACCUUCUCAGCCUUUGGCAACAUUUUGUCCUGCAAGGUUGUUUGUGACGAGAAAGGGUCCAAAGGUUAUGGAUUUGUUCACUUUGAGACUCAGGAAGCGGCAAACCGGGCCAUUGACACCAUGAAUGGGAUGCUGCUGAAUGAUAGGAAAGUUCAAAAGACAGGUAAACAAUUGGAAUCUGGCAAUGUCAACCCAAUGGCCAAUUUGCUGGGGCGAACAUGUCAGUUGUCCCUCCUUAGUUUUGUUGGCCACUUUAAGUCUCGCAAGGAGAGAGAGAUGGAGUUUGGUACCAAAGCGAUGAAGUUCACCAACGUCUACAUCAAAAACUUUGGUGAAGAAUACACGGAGGAGAAACUCAAGGAAGUCUUUUCGGCAUUUGGCAGGACUCUCAGUGUGCGGGUGAUGAGGGAUGACAGGGGCCGUUCCCGAGGCUUUGGCUUUGUGAACUACGCUAACCACGAGGAUGCUCAGCAGGCAGUUGAUGAUAUGAAUGGAAAAGAUAUCAAUGGGAAGACCAUCUUUGUCGGUCGUGCUCAGAAGAGACUGGAGCGCCAGGGAGAGCUCAAGCGCAAGUUUGACCAGAUCAAACAGGAUCGCAUCCAGCGCUACCAGGGGGUGAAUCUGUACGUGAAGAACUUGGACGAUACCAUAGAUGACGAGAGGCUCGGGAAAGAGUUUGCCCCUUACGGCACCAUCACCAGUGCCAAGGUCAUGACCGAUGGCUCCCAAAGCAAGGGCUUUGGCUUUGUCUGUUUCUCCUCACCCGAGGAAGCAACAAAAGCAGUGACUGAAAUGAACGGGAGGAUUAUUGCCACCAAGCCACUGUAUGUGGCUCUGGCUCAGCGGAGGGAGGAGCGUAAAGCGAUCCUGACCAAUAAAUACAUGCAGAGGAUCUCCACAAUAAGGACCAUGCCGAGUCCCAUCAUCGACUCUUUUCAGCAGGCCGGAUACUACAUGACUGUGCCUCAGCCUCCCACACGCUCUUUCUACAACCCCAAUGCUGUCAGCAACAUGAGACCAGUGCCGCGUUGGACCGGACAACCACAGAGACUGCAGGGCCCCUACUCGAACCAGUUUGUUGGACCCUCUGUUCCCCGGCGUGGACCGACCCCCAUCGCUACGGUCAGGCAGGCCUCCACUCAGGCUCCACGCAUCAUAAGCUGCUCAAAUAAGACCAGUAAGUUAUAUAACAUCGGCACCCAGACCCAGGGAGGGCGCACUGAUGUGGCUGGUAUGACCAGAGGAGGCCAGUACAAGUAUUCAACUGCAGUGAGAAACGUCCAGCAGGUUGUUAAUAUACCGCAAUCUAUGGCAAGAAUACAGGUUGUUCCUGCCCCGAUGAUGGAGCCACCGCCCGUGCACUUUGGAGGCCGUGAGCCGCUCACCGCCUCCAUGCUGGCUUCAGCUCCACCCAUGGAUCAGAAGCAGCUCCUCGGAGAGCGACUGUAUCCAGUGAUCCACUCCCAGCACCCAAACUUGGCUGGAAAAAUCACAGGCAUGCUGCUGGAGAUCGACAACUCUGAGCUGCUGCACAUGCUCGAUACUCCCGAGUCCCUGAAUGCUAAGGUGGAUGAGGCGAUUGCCGUUCUGCAGGCUCACCAGGCCAAGGAGUGCUCUCCUACCAAGUGAAGAAGCCCUUUCAGAUGUCAACGACUUUCUGGAGGAGGAAAAAAAAACUUUAAAAAACA
Molecule: messenger RNA, 2174 nt
Organism: Gymnodraco acuticeps
Lineage: Eukaryota; Metazoa; Chordata; Actinopteri; Perciformes; Bathydraconidae
Product: embryonic polyadenylate-binding protein-like
Exons: 17
Coding region: 136-2115 (659 amino acids)
Cellular component (GO): ribonucleoprotein complex
Molecular function (GO): RNA binding
Source: RefSeq, a predicted model, not a curated record